CUCUGGAACCCUAAAAUUACACUCAAAAGGUUCGAUCUUCUUCUCUACAAACCUAGAACACUAUGCAACGUGGUACCAUGGUCAAUCAGCUGUCCCCCGACUAUAAGUCAGAGUUCAAGGAGGCGUUCAGCCUUUUCGACAAGGACGGCGAUGGCUCCAUCACUACCGAAGAGCUCGGCACUGUGAUGCGCUCACUUGGGCAGAACCCGACCGAAGAAGAGCUUCAAGAUAUGAUCAACGAGGUUGAUGUUGAUGGAAGCGGUACCAUUGAAUGCCAAGAGUUCCUUGACCUGAUGGCCAAAAAGAUGAAGGGCACUGAUUUCGAUGAGCAGCUCAAGGAAGCGUUUCGGGUGUUUGAUAAGGACCAGAAUGGCUUCAUUUCUGCCGCCGAGCUCCGUCAUGUCCUGACGAAUCUCGGCGAGAAGCUGACAGAUGAGGAGCUUGGUGAGAUGGUUAGGGAGGCUGAUUUGGAUAGAGAUGGACAAAUCAACUAUGAGGAGUUUGUCAAAGUUAUGGUGGCCAAGAGAGGACGAAGCCCGAGCAACGGGCACAGUAACAUGAAUUCUUCUUCAGAGGAACACAAGACUAAGAACGGCCAGGUUGCUGGAUUUGUGAUUCCAUUAGUUGCUGGGUUUGCAAUUCCAUUGGUGAUGGGUUGA
Molecule: messenger RNA, 659 nt
Organism: Rosa rugosa (rugosa rose)
Lineage: Eukaryota; Viridiplantae; Streptophyta; Magnoliopsida; Rosales; Rosaceae
Exons: 2
Coding region: 63-659 (198 amino acids)
Molecular function (GO): enzyme regulator activity; calcium ion binding
Source: RefSeq, a predicted model, not a curated record